CAAAACAAGACAAUUUGAAUGGGCUCGCCACUAAGUCCUGUCGUUACAGAUGCACUUAUGGAAGUCCUAGUUUGAUAUGCGAUUAUCUCAAACUAUUUUUAUUCUGAGUGGAAAAUUUGCUGACCACUUUAUACGAUUUGGUGGGUACACUCCCACUCCUUUAUCGUUGAAAAAGCUGAUUGCAUUUGGUAAAGUCGGCUCGGUUCAGGAGUCUGCAUCAUUCUUGGCUUAUGAACUUCCUGUUCGCCUAGCAAAUAUCUUGCAAGAAAUCCAUUUGCUCCCAGAACAACUCGUCAGAACUCCUUCUGCAUCUCUUGUGAGACGAUGGUACGAGCAAAGCUUCUGCGAAUUGAUGGACUUCGAAAAGAUAAAAUGGGACGAAAAAAGUUUAAAUCAAUUUAACGAAAUCCUCGCCAGUAUACGUAGUCGUCACACGACCGUCGUUGAAACGAUGGCACAGGGUGUAAUGGAAAUGCAGGAAAACUACAAGACUGACAUAGUUACAAACAACCAGGUGCAAUACUUGGAUAGGUUUUAUAUGAUGAGAAUCAGUAUUCGUAUGUUGCUUAGCCAGCACUUGCUCAUGUUUGGUUCAGAGUUGAAUAAACAUAGAAGAUACGUAGGCUCGAUUGAUCCUGAUUGCAAUGUUCGAGAAAUAUUGGAUGAUGCAUACGAGGAUGCCAAAUUUCUUUGCGAGCAUUACUAUUCAGCGGCUCCUGAAAUGAAGGUUCGGGUGCAUAGUGCUCUAUCCUACCGUAACGCGGAGUCAGCCAAAAUAAAUGAAUAUCAUCUAAGUAUCCUGACAAUGAUACCAGUGCCAAAUUAGCACUGACAUACGCUUUACUUUGGUUAUCUCUAAAGUCAAAGUCACAAAAACUACUAAAAAUGUCAGUUAAAUUUGGAAUCGCGCUGCCUAUCUUGUGGUCAAGUACUAUGUAUCUUUGCCAAAGCAUGUGACAAUGCAAAAAUUGAAUUUGUCUAUGUACCUUCGCAUUUGUAUCAUAUUUUGUUUGAACUGCUGAAAAAUGCCAUGCGAGCAGUGGUGGAGCAGCAUAGUAGGGCUGACCAACUUCCUCCCAUUAAAGUCUUGAUAGCAACUGGUCAGGAAAAUGUGGCGAUCAAAAUUUCUGAUUUGGGUGGUGGUAUCCCACGUUCUCAAAUGGAUUUAGUUUUCAAUUACACUUAUACAACUGCCGGGCAGGCUAAACGAUGCGGUGAAACAUCUUCAUUGUCAAUGGAACCCAGACCGCCUGGUCAGGGAACCAGUGCUCCGAUGGCAGGUUAUGGUUAUGGUCUUCCACUUAGUCGAUUAUAUGCAAAGUACUUCAAUGGUGAUCUUAUACUAUCCGGCGUAGAAGGAUACGGAACUGAUGCUAUAGUAUAUUUAAAACGUAAUGCUGCUGAAGCUGAUGAACUGCUUCCUGUGUUCAAUCGUACCUCUGCUAAACAAUACGGGAGUGCUAGUAUCCCGGUUGCCGACUGGUCUAAUCCUCAUAUAACAACUGGUUGGCGACGAAAUUGAAUAUCCCUUCAUUAAAUUUCAUUUUCACCAUAUUAAAGAAUUUUCUAACCGGCAUUUUCUCCUUUUUUGUGGAUCUCAUUACUUUAGUUUUCCAUUUUCCCUCUUUCACCCAUCACCAUUAGUUUCUAACUUGACACUAUAACACACCAGAUGACAUCGAUGUGAAGCUCAAAACAGUUUAUCAAUAGUACAUUUUAGAGUUUUCGAAAUUCCUUUCGUUCUCUUGUGAAUAUAUUUCACAGAGGAAUUAAUUUAUUUGAAUGAUGCUUCUCCAAUUCCUGUUGUUAUAUAUUUCAACUUUGCUCCUUAUUAAAGUAAUCACACAUUCAGUGUAUACUCUUAUGAGUAGAAUAAGAUUUUCUUUCAUCAUCACAUGAAAUCUUUUGUUCUUAAUUUCCAUUUACUUAUUAUUAAUUGUUAUUUACAGGCAAUAUUUUAGUUAUAAAGGGAAGCAAAUAAGAAAACAGAAUGUCUGAAAACAUUUUCGAUUCAUCUUCUAGUCUUACAUUAAAUGUGUUAGGAAACACUGUCUUAAAAUUUUAUAACUGACAUUAAUAUUGUUAUCAUUAAAAAGCUGAUAUUUUUGUUUUCUCCCUUUAUUAUUGUUCUUAUUUUUCAUAUUCUUCAUCUUUUUCAUCUAAAUCAUCUCAUUUCCUACCUUCAUUUCUCUUGAAUAUACAAAAACAAAAAUAGACAUGUAAUUCAAUGUGUUUGCUAAAAGACUAAUUAAAUGUCUUUGAUCAUUUGCUUUAUUGAACUGUAGAAUAUUUUUAUUUAUUGAUAUCAUGCUGAUCUUUUCAGUUUCGAAUAAAAAAAAUGUUUUUUUGUUCAUAAA
This is a messenger RNA of Schistosoma haematobium, 2357 nucleotides long. RefSeq names its product [Pyruvate dehydrogenase (acetyl-transferring)] kinase isozyme 4, variant 2. Gene Ontology annotation, cellular component: mitochondrion. Gene Ontology annotation, molecular function: pyruvate dehydrogenase (acetyl-transferring) kinase activity. Bases 77 to 826 code for a protein of 249 amino acids. The record is from RefSeq and is a predicted model, not a curated record. Gene Ontology annotation, biological process: regulation of glucose metabolic process; protein phosphorylation. Lineage: Eukaryota; Metazoa; Platyhelminthes; Trematoda; Strigeidida; Schistosomatidae. The transcript has 8 exons.